Messenger RNA from Maudiozyma barnettii, 1362 nucleotides. It is a transcript of the gene PRO2, whose product is annotated as glutamate-5-semialdehyde dehydrogenase. The transcript has a single exon. Gene Ontology annotation, molecular function: NADP binding; glutamate-5-semialdehyde dehydrogenase (NADP+) activity. Bases 1 to 1362 code for a protein of 453 amino acids. The record is from RefSeq and is a predicted model, not a curated record. Lineage: Eukaryota; Fungi; Ascomycota; Saccharomycetes; Saccharomycetales; Saccharomycetaceae.
AUGUCGUCAGCUUAUGAAAUUGCUAAAAGUGCCAGAGUUGCUGGUAAUAUUUUGAAGACUCUGUCCAACGAGAGUCGUUCUGCCAUCCUAUACAAGAUACAUGAUUCUUUGGCAGCCAGCAAGGAUACUAUCAAAGCGGCUAAUGAGAAAGAUCUGGCUGCAGCCGAGACUUCUAAUCUAUCCAGUGCCUUAUUGAAACGUCUAAACUUGUUUCAAGGCGAUAAGUUUGAAACUAUGUUGCAAGGUAUUAAGGACGUCGCCGAUUUACAAGAUCCUGUCGGUCAAGUGAAACUUGCUAGACAACUGGAUGAUGAUAUGAUGCUAUACCAAGUCACCGCACCAGUGGGUGUGUUAUUAGUCAUCUUUGAGUCUCGUCCGGAAGUCAUUGCUAACAUCACUGCUCUAUGUAUAAAGAGUGGUAACGCCGGUAUCUUAAAGGGUGGUAAAGAAUCUGUCAACACUUUCAGAGAGAUGGCCCAAGUUAUCAAUGAUACCAUUGCUAAAAACGUUGCUGCCACUGGUGUCCCCCUAGGCGCCGUUCAACUGAUAGAGACUCGUCAAGACGUCUCUGAUCUAUUAGAUCAAGAUGAAUUGAUUGAUCUUGUAGUUCCAAGAGGUUCUAACGCAUUGGUGAGAAACAUCAAGAGAAAUACAAAGAUUCCUGUAUUGGGUCAUGCAGAUGGUAUUUGUUCUGUAUAUGUGGAUGAAUUUGCAGACUUAGAGAAAGCCAAAAGAAUAUCCGUAGACGCGAAGACAAAUUAUCCAGCAGGUUGUAACGCUAUGGAAACUUUGUUGAUAAAUCCAAAGUUGUCUCAUUGGGAAGAUGUUCUAACAAAUAUGAUUGAAAAUGGUGUGACUUUACAUGUUACUUCAGAUGUAAGGGACUCUUAUACAAAACAAAUCGGUGAUAAACUUACAGAUGAUAUAAAAUCUCAUAUUGUAGAUGUUAAUGAAAAGGAGGAUUUCGACAAAGAAUUCAUAUCCCUAGAUUGUGCUGUUAAGUUUAUCAAGGAUACUCAAGGGGCCAUCGAACAUAUCAACGAGCAUUCUUCUAGACAUACAGAUUCUAUCAUCACAGAAAAUAAAGAAAAUGCAGACAAGUUCCUAAAGGGUAUUGACUCUGCAGGUGUCUACUGGAACGCCUCUACAAGAUUUGCCGACGGGUUCAGGUACGGGUUUGGUGCUGAAGUUGGUAUAUCGACUUCAAAGAUCCAUGCUCGUGGUCCAGUGGGUCUUGAUGGUCUAGUCACAUAUCAAUACCAAAUCAGAGGUAAUGGUAACAUUGCAGCCGAUUAUUUGGGUGCUGGUGGUAAUAGAGCAUUUGUUCAUAAGGAUCUAGAUCCAACUAAGGUUUUCUUGUAG